Aspergillus wentii DTO 134E9 is the source of this 1785-nucleotide messenger RNA. Its product is annotated as glycoside hydrolase family 47 protein. The transcript is spliced from 4 exons. Gene Ontology annotation, molecular function: calcium ion binding; mannosyl-oligosaccharide 1,2-alpha-mannosidase activity. Gene Ontology annotation, cellular component: Golgi membrane; endoplasmic reticulum. NCBI's taxonomy places the organism in Eukaryota, Fungi, Ascomycota, Eurotiomycetes, Eurotiales, Aspergillaceae. Bases 1 to 1785 code for a protein of 594 amino acids. The record is from RefSeq and is a predicted model, not a curated record. Gene Ontology annotation, biological process: carbohydrate metabolic process; N-glycan processing.
AUGAUCUUGACCCGGAGAAGAGGUUAUUUUGUUCCGACCACGGUCCUUAUUUUCGUCAUCUAUUUCCUUUUCACGAGUCUACCAGACACGCCGUAUGACGAUGACGAUGACUACAUCCCCCCACCACCCCAGCACGAUCCCCCUCGAAUCCACUGGACCAAACAACCGGAGAGACAUCCAGUACCUGAGUAUAUACCUCUCCCAACGGGUGCUCCAUCCCCGAUUCCACGUAUCCAGUAUAACUUCCCUAAAGAAUCGUGGUUUGACCGGCGAGAAAGGGUGAAGAGACAAAGUGCGGUCAAAGAUGCAUUCAAGCAUGGCUGGAAAAGUUAUACGAAACAUGCCUGGCUGCAAGAUGAGCUAUCACCUAUCAGUGGAGGCACUAGAGAGUCUUUUGCUGGCUGGGCAGCUACCUUGGUUGACUCCCUCGAUUCUCUCUACAUUAUGGGCAUGACCGAUGAGUUCGAAAAGGCUCUCAAGGCACUCGAUCGCAUCGAUUUUAGCACAACACAUGCCUUGCAGAUCAAUGUAUUCGAGACGAUCAUUCGGUAUCUGGGAGGAUUCUUGGCUUCGUAUGACUUGACCGAGGGAAAAUAUCCGAUUCUUUUGAAGAAGGCAGUCGAGGUUGCCGACUUCCUCUACGGCGCAUUCGAUACUCGCAACAGAAUGCCCCAGGCUCGUUGGCAAUGGACCAGAUCCGCCGAAGGAUUUCCCAUUCAGCCAAGUCAUAAUACUAUCCUAGCUGAGCUGGGUUCUUUGAAUCUGGAGUUCACCCGGCUGUCUCAACUGACCAAGGAUAACAAGUACUUUGAUGCCGCUCAAAGAGUCAUGAACCAAAUGGAGGAGGCUCAAAAGAAGACAAAAAUUCCUGGCCUGUGGCCAAUGAUGGUGGACGCUGAAAACAUGGAAUUUACAGACCCUCGAUUCACAGUUGGUGGCAUGGCCGAUUCCAUGUACGAGUACCUCCCCAAGCAACACAUUAUCUUGGGAGCGCAGACGGACCAAUACCGGAGGAUGUACGCUGCCGCCAUCGAGCCGAUUAAGGAGCGCUUGCUUUUCCGCCCCAUGACCAAGGAUAACCGCGAUAUUUUAAUUGCUGGAAAUGCCCGCUCAGGUUUUACAUCUGGCAAGUCAGCACCGGAGCCCCAGGGGGAGCAUCUCAAGUGCUUCAUUGGAGGCAUGGUGGGCGUUGGAGCCAAGGUAUUCAAUCGACCCGAGGAACUAUCCACUGCACGAAAAUUAGUAGAUGGCUGCGUCUGGGCAUAUGACAUUAUGCCCACUGGCAUCAUGCCCGAGAUCUUUUCAGCUAGUCCGUGUGAAAAAAAGGAUGUUUGCAACUGGGAUGAAGAGAAGUGGCACCGUGACUUGUAUUUCCAGCUGGGCCACGGCACGGCUGAGGAUCUCACCAGAGAUGCCAAGGCACUCAUCAAAAAGCAUGGACUUCAACCUGGCUUGACUGCCAUUUCUGACGCUAAUUAUAAGUUGAGACCGGAAGCCAUUGAAUCUGUCUUCAUCAUGUACCGAAUGACGGGUGAUAAGUCCCUCCAAGACGACGCAUGGCGGAUGUUCCAAAACAUCGAGAAGAUCACCCGAACGGAAUACGCUCAUGCGGUAAUUGCUGAUGUGAGAGAUCCAAACACUGCCCAGUCGGACAUCAUGGAGAGUUACUGGUUCGCCGAGACCCUCAAGUAUUUCUACCUCAUAUUCUCCGAACCCGACGUUGUCAGUUUGGACGAGUAUGUACUGAACACCGAAGCCCAUCCAUUUAAGCGUCCAGAUGCAUGA